Anisakis simplex (herring worm) is the source of this 262-nucleotide messenger RNA. NCBI's taxonomy places the organism in Eukaryota, Metazoa, Nematoda, Chromadorea, Rhabditida, Anisakidae. The record is from the annotation of a GenBank genome assembly.
AAUUUUGGUGGGUGCACCUCGAGCAGAUUCCGGCCAACCAGGUACCGUGAAUGCCGGUGCUGUCUACUCAUGCCCUAUAACGGCUACUUAUACGAACAGGGGUAAACAAUGGUGCGAGCAAAUAGUUGUGGAGUAUGCAGAUUCAGAAAGGAUGAAAGAGCCGGUUGGUUACGUUCACGGAAGACAACUCCACUUCGAAGGCAAAAAUCGACAACUUCUCGGUGCGGUUGUUGCAUCCUCCGGAUUACGGAAUGGAAUCGCU